AUGGAGGCGGGUCGCCUUGGGAGAGGUCUGAUUCCCUAUUGGUCUCCUGCUCCUGUCAAUCAGGCGCCUGGGUACGUCCGCACCGACGGAGGUGGCGGCCGGGUGACGUCAAGGGAGUGCGUGCUUUGCGGCGGUGGUGCCCUGGCCACGUCGAUUCCCAGAGCUAUUCAAAAGAAGUGCCGCAACCGGGGCAGGGGGCGCCAGCAGCUCAGGGCGCAGGCGCAGCAGUGGUGCUUGAAACACCCAAGGCGCAUGCGCUCCUCUGAGCCGGGGUGCUUUCUGGCGCGCGAGGGCUUGUGGUUUUUUCAAUCGCCAUCGAUGCCUGGCACUACGAUGCGAAUUUUUCAGGUGUAUGAAGGAGCUCGGAACAGAUAUAUCAGCAAGUUCCGAACCGAUUCUGGUACAGGCGUGGAGACAAGGCCAAAUCUCACUACUGACAAAUUGCUGAAAAGAGGAGAUGGUGACUGUGGUGUCAGGGCCUCAUGCAUGAGCCCUGUACGCAGACUUGCCUUUGGGCGACCACAGGAACUGGCCAGGCAUGGGAAGAAAAUGUGCAAAGGCGGGGGUGUCAGGAAGGAACAAAGUGGCAGCCUCCCUUACAGCCCCUUCAUCUGCUUACAGCCUCUGUGGGAAGCUUCGCCUAUCUGUCCAAGCUGCAGACACAUCGUCUUGUCCACAGUGACGAGAGCCCGUUCCGUUGCCCUGACUGGCAAGGGCUUCAAGUGCUCUGCCAACCUCAAGGGCCACUGCCAAGCCCACAUGGACGAGAGGCCCUUUGCAUUCACCAACGGGCCCUCACUGGUGAGCGGCCCUUCCCCUGCGCCGUAUGUGGCAAGGGCUUCACCCACUCCUCUUACCCUACUGACUCACCAGUUGGUCCACACCGAUGUGAGGCCCUUCAGGUGUUCCGAGUGUGGCAAGGCCUUCAAGAGCUUUCAGGAACUGAGGCGCCACCAGCGGCUGCACACAGGCGAGCGGCCCUUUUCCUGCCCUGUCUGUGGAAAGGGUUUCACCCAGUCCAGCAACCUCCACAGCCACCAGCGCACCCACACUGGCGAGCAGCCCUUAGCCUGCCCCGUCUGCAGCGAGGGCUUCACCUGCUCUUCCAACCUGCUGACCCACCAGCGGGUCCACACCGACGAGCAGCCCUUUGUCUGCGGUGAGUGUGGGAGGGGCUUCAACCGCUCCUGCAACCUGCUGACCCACCAGCGGGUCCACACCGAUGAGAGGCCCUACAUCUGUGGCAAGAGGACCAGUAACCUGCUGAGAUGCCAUUCUCUGAGCCCGGUGUUAACUUGAAUUGUCUUCCUCUGUUUAAUCCUUGGGCCAUUGCACUGAGCGCUUGGGGGGGGGUGGGUGAAUGAAAGAAGCUGUAAGUGAUGGAAGUGAGCAGGAACCGAGCAGCAUCUGUGUGGGGGGGGUGCGGGAGGCAUGUGAGAGAGGGCCGAAUUAAAAGAGAGCAGGGUUUCCGCCAGUUUUUCUCUUCUCAUCAACACUGCUCGACCUGCUGAGUUCUUUCAGCAGAUUGGUCAUUGCGCUGAAGACUCCCUUCGCCAGUGUGACACAGUGAGGUGCAGCUUUGAAUGUUCCAGUGCUCAGAUGACACUGUGUAUGUGUGUGUGCAUGUGUGCGCGUGCGUGUGUGUGUGAGUGUGUGCUUGUGCAUGUGUGAGUGUGUGUGCGUGUGCAUGUGUGUACGUGUGAGUGUGUGUGUCUCUUCCUCGUGAAGUCUUAUUUUCACCUCAUCUGUCCCUGUGUUGUAAAAUAUGACAUUCAAAGUUCCAAGUAAAAUUUAUUAUCAGGUUUACAUA
Hypanus sabinus (Atlantic stingray) is the source of this 1810-nucleotide messenger RNA. Its product is annotated as zinc finger protein 214-like. The coding region runs from base 1 to 1299 and encodes 432 amino acids. The transcript has 5 exons. The record is from RefSeq and is a predicted model, not a curated record. Gene Ontology annotation, molecular function: DNA-binding transcription factor activity; RNA polymerase II cis-regulatory region sequence-specific DNA binding. Gene Ontology annotation, biological process: regulation of transcription by RNA polymerase II. NCBI's taxonomy places the organism in Eukaryota, Metazoa, Chordata, Chondrichthyes, Myliobatiformes, Dasyatidae.